AUGAGUGAUAGAGAAAUUACAUCGCAAAUAGAAACUGCCGCUGGAAAUACUGAGAGUUCCUCUGAUGAAGAAAGCUACUCUAAAGGAAGCAACGAAAGCAACUUUGACAGCAGUGAGGAUGAAGAUGAUGGGUUAGUGUACUAUGAGCAAACGAUUCGUGAUAUUUCCAAAGGUGAUCGUUAUACAUGCAUGAUUUGUACUAUAGAGAUGGAUUAUACUUGCAAGAUGUAUGCUUGCCAGAGUUGCUAUAGGGUGUUCGAUUAUGAAUGUAUACAAGAAUGGGCCGAAAAAUCUGCCUCAAAGACGAUAGAUAAAGUUUGGAAAUGUCCAAACUGCAGUCAUUCUAGCAAACAAAUACCAUUGAGAAAUAGGCCAACUUGUUGGUGUGGGAAAGUGAUAAACCCAGACCCUAAUGAAUUAAGCCCUAAUUCAUGCGGACAGACAUGUAAUAAAAAGACAUGUGUCCAUGGUUGUAAAAACUUUUGUCAUUUGGGACCCCAUGGUGAAUGUAGUGUCAUUACAACUUUGAAAUGUAAAUGUGGUAGAAAUGAAAAAGAUAUAUUUUGCCAUCAACUAAAAAAAUCGAAUAAGAAUAAUGUUUAUCAAUGUAAUGAGGUUUGUCAAUUACCAUUAGCUUGUGGGGUUCAUAAAUGUAAAAGAGUUUGCCAUUCAGGAUUAUGCGGUGCUUGUCCAGAGAUUUUGUCUAGUGAACAAAUUCAAUCAGUAGAAUCGAACGAGAACAGAAAGUUUAAAUGUUACUGUGGAGAAAAUAGUAAGAAUGAAAUUAUGUGCAAGAAGUUAGCAAUUACUGGAACAUUUUCAAAAAAUAGUGAAGGAGAUAAAUGGAUUGGGACAUUUGCAUGCAAAACCAGAAGAAUUGUAUUUUAUGCCUGUAAUGAACAUUCUUUUAUUGAACCAUGCCAAGCACAACUAAGCAUUUCAGGAAAGAAAAUAUGUCCUUAUACACCAAAGUUACUUAACUCCUGUCCAUGUGGAAAGACAUCACUGAAACAACUUGCACAAAAAAGGAAGAAAUGUACUGAUCCUAUUCCUACAUGUGAAAAUCGAUGUGGUAAAGCUUUAAAGUGUGGCAAACAUACUUGCCCUUAUAUAUGUCACAAUGGAUCAUGCAUGGAUCCUUGUAUUCAAUUAGAAGUUACAAAUUGUUCUUGCUUACAGAAACAUUUCUUAGUUCCUUGUAAUUUUGAACAAACACCAAAAUGUACCUUUAAAUGUGAAUCAUUAAUGUCAUGUCGCCGUCAUCGUUGUCCCAAAAAAUGUUGCACCGGAAAGCCAGAAGCUGAUAAACGUAAAAAAAUGUUAUUAACAAGGGAAGAACUGAAUGAUGAAUCUUUGGUUGAAGCUGUUCAUAUAUGUUUGAAGGAGUGCAAUUUAAAACUAUCUUGUGGUAUACAUGAUUGUACUAGAAAAUGCCACCCAGGUAGAUGUCCUUCAUGCUUAAUCAGCGAUUCAAAUGAUUUAGUUUGUCCAUGUGGAAAGACAGUCAUCGAGGCACCUGUAAGGUGUGGCUCCAAACUUCCACCCUGCCCCUUCGAAUGCAUCAAAGUCAUUGAAAGAUCUUAUCCAUGUGGCCAUAAACCACCUCCACAUCAAUGCCAUCCUUCAACAGAACCCUGUCCUCCAUGUACGGCAGUUGUAGAAAGACCUUGUAAGUGUGGUAAACAUCAUGCUGUGAAAGCUGUAUGUUUUCAAGAAUUCGGUUCAUGUGGUGAAAUAUGCAACAAGGAAUUAGAGAAUUGCCACCAUAAAUGCCAAUAUAAAUGCCAUGAGAUUGGUCAAUGUCAAAAAAGUUGUAAACAAGUGUGCAACAAGGAUAGGGCUAAUUGUAACCACCAAUGCAAAUCAAAAUGCCAUGGUUCAUCACCCUGUCCAGAUGUUCCGUGUAAUGAAGUCACCAAGGUAUCUUGUAAAUGUGGAAGAAAACAAGAAUAUAGGAAGUGUUAUGCAACACUUGAUAAUAGCAGUGCCUCAAUCGAACUAUUACCAUGUGAUGAAGAUUGUGAGGCACAUGCAAGACAUUUGCAAUUAAGAGAUGCAUUUGGAUAUGAUAGUAGCUUAGACACAUCUAAUAAAAAUAUACAAGAUAUACAAUCUUUGAUGGAAAAGGUAAGUACAUACGAGGAAUUAAGGUUACCAUAUCCUCAGUCAGUAAUCUCAACAUAUUCCAAACAGAUUAAAUGGUGUUCUCAAAUUGAAGAUAUCCUUCGGAAAUUCGUUUUAGAUAAGGCAAAGAAUAAUUUGCAUUUCAAACCAAUGAAGCCAGCCCAAAGACAUUUUGUUAGAGAACUUUCUACAUCAUUCAAUUUAUAUUCUGAAUCUCAAGAUCCUGAGCCUAAAAGAUCAGUGUUCGUAAAAAGAAAAGUGGAUACAAGGAUACCAAAUAUUUCCUUAGAGGAAGUAUUACCUUUAUGGACAGGGUUUAAAAAGUUAGAAAAAGAAAGAAAAAUACAACACUUUGAAUCUACCAGUCAAAGAAAAUAUAUCAAUUAUGAACCGAAGGAAGUAAUUGUAAAAUCUAGUAAUGAUACGAAUGGAUUUUUUAUUAAAAAAAUAUCACCAGGUAUCACCGAGGAAGAUCUUUCAGAAGUUUUUGGAAAAGCUUUGAAAUCAACUUUAAUUAAAAAUGUUUGUUAUAAAAUAUUACCUGAAUCUUCCGAUGCCAUUAUCUAUCCGGAGCAGUAUAAUAGUAUUACUGAAAGCGUUCAUCAAGAUUUGGAGGUAUUGGUUGGACAUUUCGAUUUUAUCGGAAAGGAAGCAUUGAUAUUUGAUAGCAUCAUGUUGUGCAAUGUAGAAGGUUACAUAAAUCAAAUAUCUGAUUGUACUGACACUGAUAAAGAAAAAGACAGCACUUCAACAUCCAAUGAAUAG
Tetrapisispora phaffii CBS 4417 is the source of this 2889-nucleotide messenger RNA. It is a transcript of the gene FAP1, whose product is annotated as Fap1p. The record is from RefSeq and is a predicted model, not a curated record. Gene Ontology annotation, molecular function: DNA-binding transcription factor activity, RNA polymerase II-specific; RNA polymerase II transcription regulatory region sequence-specific DNA binding; zinc ion binding. NCBI's taxonomy places the organism in Eukaryota, Fungi, Ascomycota, Saccharomycetes, Saccharomycetales, Saccharomycetaceae. The coding region runs from base 1 to 2889 and encodes 962 amino acids. Gene Ontology annotation, biological process: negative regulation of transcription by RNA polymerase II. Gene Ontology annotation, cellular component: nucleus. The transcript has a single exon.